Brassica oleracea var. oleracea is the source of this 1682-nucleotide messenger RNA. RefSeq lists its product as uncharacterized. NCBI's taxonomy places the organism in Eukaryota, Viridiplantae, Streptophyta, Magnoliopsida, Brassicales, Brassicaceae. The transcript is spliced from 2 exons. Bases 142 to 657 code for a protein of 171 amino acids. The record is from RefSeq and is a predicted model, not a curated record.
AGUCUUGUGAUAAUUACAAAAUCCCCAGUUCAAAAACCCUAAAAGAUUUCCAAUUCGUAAACCUAAAUCAAUGAAGAUUAAUGAAGCAAAUUUUGUCGUGUGAAGGAGGUUUGUAGUUUAAUAUCAAACAAAUCAUACGAAAUGAGUCACAGUGAACCUUUCAUGAAGAUGCACAUUACUUAUGGAGGGUUGAUGUCGCUUGAAGAGAAUAAGUUAUCUUAUUAUCGUAUAGAUCCAGAUUUGAUGACUUGGUCAAUUUUCCAGGAAUUCACAGAAAAACAAGGAGCUGCAAAUGGCGUGGAGAAAUUUUGGUACAGACUACCGAGUGAGAACAUUUCAAUCGCAAGAUGCAUAUACAAAGACAAGGACAACGAGAUCCGAAAGAUGUGUUCAGAAGUAGCAGAAAUGGGUGAAGUUUAUGUGUACAUCGAACAUGGUGUGUCUCAACCAAUUAUGGGUAAUGCUUCUGAUGUAGAAGAAGAAGAAGAAGAAGAAGAAGUUUCUGACGGUGAGUUAGGUCCAGAAGAAAAAAAUGAUGAUGAGGUUGGUAAUGAUGAAAACAGAGAGUCUGAAAGCGAAUAUGAGAAUGAAAUGCUGGUGAAGAGCAUGCUAAUGAAAGAGAUGGUCAGCUAUCUGAAGAUGAAGCUGAAAUUGUAGGUGAUGGAGCUGUAGAUGCUAGAUUUGAAAAUUUGUUUGCAAAUGCUGAAGAGGAAGCAAUGACAAGGUACGAUACUACUCAUGUAUGUGGUGAGUCUAGCUCAGAUAGUGAAGAGGAGAAUGUAACUGAGGUUGGUGAAUAUCUGGAUUCUCCAGUUGAUACUGAUGAAGAGUGGGCAAACUUUAAGAACAAAGAUGGUAGACGUACGUGCAGGAAAGGAAAAAGAAGCGUGACUGACUAUGACAAGCCACCAUACUUGUGGCUAAUGCAGACGUUUAACAACGGAGACGAGUUCAAAGAUCAAUUGUUGAGGUAUGUUCUGAAAACUCAAUAUGAUGUGAAGCUUAAUAGGUGGGAGUCUACAAAACAAGCAGCAAUAUGCACUGAGCCAAAACGUGAUUGGAGAAUAUAUUGCUCUGUGGAGAAACCUAUCAGAAAAUGGAUGGUUAAAGUCUAUGAAGACAAGCACAAUCACGUGCCUACGGGAAGAGCAAGGAUGCUAAAACAAGGAACUAUUGCCAAGUUGUUUAAAGAGGAAGCAAGAAGAAGACCUGACAUAAGAAGUACAGACAUUAAGAAGUACAGACAUUACUCGUCCUUGCUUUAGAAGUUCUCGGCAAGCCUCAAUACAAUUUCAAUGUCGUGGUUUUAGUCAUCUACUCGUUACUGGAUUCACAUAGUCCAUCUAUUCUAGUCAAUGUCAAAUCAAGUCAAGUAGGACUUCGCGGUCAUGGAGCUUCUCACCAAAAGCUCUUGUCGGUCAUCAUUCCAACCGUUUCUCACUGGUGUAUCAACGUCGUUUUAGACUAUCAAUUGUUCUUUGGAACAAUCGCUUUAGGGAAUAAGAUGAAGUUUCUCCAUGGGUUUCUUCAUACUGCUGAGCUUGACUCUCCCCAUAAAAGCUCUAUUUUUCUAUGUUUUGUAAUGUUUUCUAUUUUUGUCCUAACGUUGAGCAUGUCUCCGGAAUCUUCUACUUCGAUUGUAAACUUUGUUGCUCACUGAGCUUUUUAUAAUACAAGUUUGU